Messenger RNA from Phoenix dactylifera (date palm), 712 nucleotides. The record is from RefSeq and is a predicted model, not a curated record. Lineage: Eukaryota; Viridiplantae; Streptophyta; Magnoliopsida; Arecales; Arecaceae.
UUUGUACUCCCAUGCCAAGGUGGGCUGGCGUCGAUACGCACUCAGUUCUCCGUCGUGCUCUCUUUCUUCCACUCUCGAUCUAGGGUUAGGGUUAGGGUUAGGGUUUGCAAAUCUCAUCAGCUUCCAAAGAUCUGUAACAAUGGCGGACGAAGCAAACCGCACGGCGUUCGUUGAGCUACAGGGCCGCAUGAUAGAGACUACAGGAAAGCUGAAGCAGGUGCAGAAUCAGAUGCGUGCUAAGGAAGGCGAGAAGAAGCGCGCUUACCUAACACUGGAGGAACUUCGGCAGUUACCAGAUGAUACAAACACAUAUAAGUCUAUUGGCAAAGCGUUUGUUUUGGAGCCAAAAUUGCUCUUGUUGAAUGAGCAAGAGCAGAAGUUCAAGGAUAGUGAAACAGCUAUCUCCUCUUUGCAGACAUCCAAGGAGUACUUAGAGAAGCAGUUGGCAGAGGUGGAGAACAACCUGCGAGAAUUACUGCAACAAGAUCCUGGUCUUGCACGACAGAUAAUGUCAAUGACUGUGAUGUAAUUCUGUCCUUGCAGAAAUUAACUGGAUGAUUUAUGUAUCCAACUAGUAUUUGUAUUCAAAGCUGUUUUUUUUUAUACCAAAUUAUCCCGAGAGAAAUUAUUGUUUUGCAUUAACAUUAUACUCUGUUUAUAUAGGCAGACCGACUAUUUUUUACCUUCUGGAAGAAUCUCAAGUUUAAUAUCA